CCAUUGUAGGAACGUAUAAGAUAUUUACCUAUAAAUUUUUACAUUGUCAUUUUUUCUUUUCCAGUUGAAUACAUUUUGUAGAAAUGGGCUCCAUCGGAGUUAUGUCCUAUGGCAUCCAUGCCCAGCAGUGUGCCAAUAUAUUGAAGUCGGGUGUGCACAGAGGGUCCUGCCGCAGCCUUCACAUAACAGGGAGAUAUGCCGCAAAAGAAUAUUAUGAUGUGGUUGUAGUUGGAGGAGGAGCCGCUGGCAUCACCAUGAGCUCUCGGAUGAAGAGGAAAGUAGGAGCUGGCAAUGUUGCUGUUAUAGAGCCAAGUGAGGUACAAACUGAAUAUUUAUCAAAGCUCUACAUCACAUUAUCAACAUUAUUAUAAUGUGUCUUCUGAAAAAUCCAUACAAACAUAAUAUUCUAUUCUAUGCGUGGUGUUGUUAAACAUGAGGAAUAUCUGCCAUUUUACUUAUUUUUUUAAAUUCUUUAUUUCGAUACAAGCAGCCAUGCAAAAGUUAUACAAAUCAUUUAUACACUGCAACAAAGAGAUAUCACUACUGUAUGUGCAGCUUUCUUGUAAUUUUAACUUUAUGGUUGAACACAAAGAAAGAUUACUUGUCUUUUCACUAUAUUUAGUUUAACCCCUUAAUGACCAAACUUCUGGAAUAAAAGGGAAUCAUGACAUGUCACACAUGUCAUGUGUCCUUAAGGGGUUAAAGAGUUACGGCAACAACAACAAAAAACAAUGUUUUAAGAAACCUCAAAAGGGGAAAAAAAGCUAAAAAUUUGAUUUUUUUUUUCCAGCUCCAGUGCCAAGUUGUCCGUCAGCCUGAUCCUGUAUGUACAGUGUGGCUGAAUUAUCUUUUUAGAGUGAUCUCUAAAGUACACUGUAAAGAAUAUAUAUCUAAUACGUGUGCCACAUCUAUAAGUGUACAUAAAAUAUAUAAAAUGAUAAUAUAACAAACAGGCAGCAAAGCUGCUAGCCCACUAUAAAAGAUGCUUGUACCCGAGUGUAUUAUGGAGGGUCAUGCUUUGGGACUAUAUAUUGGGAUUUAUUUUAUUUCUUAAUAAUUCUGGAAAUAGUGCUAACUGACAGACACAGCAAGCAAUCCAUCUCUAGAUGUACUAACCAUUAAUGCACUGAUUUGAUCUCUAUAGAAACACUAUUACCAGCCCAUGUGGACUCUGGUCGGUGGUGGUGCAAAACAGCUGGCAAGCUCUGAGCGUUCUACAUCCAGUUUGAUCCCGUCAGGAGUUAAAUGGAUCAAGUCAGAAGUAAAAGGCUUUGAUCCUGAUAAAAACUCUAUUCGCAUUGAUGAUGACAAAGAGGUAUUUGUUUUUGUAAACAAAAAAUCUAUUGUUUUAAUCUGCCCUCAAGAAUCUCUGACUAGGGUCAGCUUUAAACUGUGAGCAGUAAAUCUGGUUGUACCUCUGUUUGUAGUUUUUUUUUACCUGUGUAUAACUAGAAUUACUACCUGUGAAUUAUUACACAUUAGAACAGCAACUGUUUGGCACCUACUGCCCUGGUGAUAGACUUGGAUAAAUGAAUUGAAUCAUUGUAACAAUUCUCAGUAUGUGCUUGAGAGGUGCUAAAUACCUGCAGUAGAUAAGUGAAUAAUUAUGUAAUUACUGAGAAUGCCAUAAGUAAUUAAAGACUCCAGGGUUUUGAGACAGGCUGAGCCUGCUGACUGAUUAUACUUCUAGGAAGUUUUACCAGAUAUUGCCAGAUAACAAGUUAGGGCCAGUCCAUCGACUGCAAGACAGACGUAGAGCAAAAUCAAGAUUUUGUUUGGGGCACCUUUCCAAUCUUUUUCAAUGUACAGUAAGCAUUCAUCCUGUACAUGUAAUCACAUAACCAGGGAGUAGGAGUUAUUGUUAACACUGGAGUUAUCACGUUUAAAACUCGUGAGUCUGUAUCUUAACCCCUUAAAGACACAUGACUUGUGUGACAUCAUGAUUCCCUUUUAUUUCAUAAGUUUGGUACUUAAGGGGUUAAACCCGUUCUACCACACUCUAAAAUACGUGAUUAAUGUUAAGGUGACACAACAGAACUCACAUUAGGGUAUAUUAGAAAGUUUAAGCUAAAAUACUUUUUUUUUUUUUUUUAAAACCUUUCUUUUUUUGUUUGUUUCUUAAUUUAUUUUCAUAUUUUCAUUUUUUUUAUUUAUUUGAAUUUGAAGAGCAUCUAUACUACUGUUUGGGGAUCUCUGUACUUUAAGACAGAGGUCAAAGUACAGGCUGUAAACAUAUUCUAAAGAUAGAAGCAGUUUAAAGGGCCAGUUGUUCCGCUUAAUUGCUCAAGUGUCAUCUUUUAUUACAGAGUACUAUCUCCUGUAAUAAGCAUCGUUAACAAGCAUUGUAUGAGAAGCACCUCCUCUGUAUUCUUUUUUGUUUUUUAUCCAUUAUUUCUAAAAAAAAAAAGCCAGCUAUGGAGAAUAGCUCUAAAUGGCAGCUUUUAAUUGUAUAAUAAACCUUUGAGUUCUUGCCUUUACUCUGUUCUUCAUUUCUUUGAAUAAUUACGGUUGACAGGGUAAAUCAGCAAGAUUUCAAAGAAUGUGUUAAGGUGUUUAUUUACUAAACAGGGAAUUGUGGUGAGUACGAAACUGAAUUUACAAAAUAGCCUUACAUCGAUAUUCCCUACUGAGAUCAAGGGAAUUUCCUGCAAAUCCUGAUUUAGUUAAAAAUAUUUAUAGCAAAUAUUAGAGUAAUAGGUGUAUGGGAAACAUUUUUGAAUUUGGCAAUUUUGCCCAUACACAUUUAAUUGCUAUUUCUCCACAUUUUGUGAAUAAACCUCAAAAUUUUGUCAAACAAAAUGUUAUCAUAUUUUACGAAAUGUGUAUCACAUUCACACGCACUAAGCAUAUUUUUUACUUUCAGAGAUAUAAUAACCAACUUUUGGCAGUGUGGAGGACCUUUGCCAUGAUGCUCUUGGUAAAAAGGCCAAAGUUAGGAAGUACCAGUUGUGUUUUCUGAAAUGUUGUUUUAGAGCAUGAUAGCAUAGCUAUAGAGAGGGCCCACCGGCUAUAGUGUUAAACAUUGUAUGCAUUGCGAGGAAAUGAUUUGUGUGAUUUAUGUUUAACCAACCAAGCAUUUAGUGGCACUUGACUCUAGAGAUAAUGUAAUUACUCUGUUUGUCACAUAUAAUAAAGCAGGAGAUUGAUGGUUAAGAAAUGAACAGCAUGUUGUUUCUUCAUAUUGAGACAGCCUUAUCUCUAAAAUAUUAAAAUCACUCUGUAUUAGACAUGUGCACAAGUUUGUUAAUCCAAAAAUGAAUGAAAUGUUUAGGACAGGAUUUACCUGAGAAUGUAUAUCUUCACAGGUAAAUCCUGGACAAAGCGAUUCAUUCGGCAUUAAUUAAAAGUCACAUGAUUUGGACAAAUUGUCCAGAACAAUGUUUUUUAAUAAAAUACAAAACAAAGUAAAGAGCGCUGGAAAAAAACAGCGUUUUUAAAAGAAUAUUGUAUGAGGCAGCCAACCUAGAGUAGGUUUCCCUCUAAGCCCUACUAGCAAGAAUAAUACAGAAGGUAAAAAGGGGAAGGUUGCGUCAAAGAAAAAAGCUAAAUACUAAAAUCAUAAAUUUAAAAAAGAGUCCAAUAACAAUGUCAGAUUCACACCACAAAAAUGCCAAAAAGAGAGAGAAACGUCCUAAUACAAAUCUUGCUGGAGGGAUAAUCUACAGUCUUUGGGAGGAAUGUUCUCUGUGGGAGCCAAAUGGGAACAACUUGUGGGAUCCGUAUGUGGAAACAAAGAAAGGAUGAUGGUGCAAUACAUCCAAUAAAAAUCAGAUUAUAGAAGCAACAGGGUCUAACGCCAUCCUACUCAUGUUUGGUAUAAACCAGCUCUAAUAUGAAUGGCAUACAACGGUUCAAUCCCAACUUAUAGGAUACGUGAUGAAAUGUAAAUAUCAGAGUAGUUUGUAUACCAUAAAUGGGUAAAAAAAAAAAAAAAGGGAGACAACUAAUAGUGCUCACUGUGUAAAAUUUUUUGAUAGAAGUAUAAAAAUAAAAGUGUGUUCUCGCAUUUGGUUGAGCAGGCGGACUGCUCAGUGAUUCAGGCGUGAGUCGUAUAAUCCCCACUUAGGAUUUGUUGGAGUAAUACUCAACUGGAAUCAUAAAAUCCGGAUACCAAACAGCAACAAAAACCUUUUUUUACCUCCACUUGAGAAAACCUCUAUAGGUGAAGCGUGUUGUGGAUAUUUUAAUAUUGUGUUUAAUAAAGGUACUUUGGCUACUUUUAACUACAUUGAUUGUGCAAUUUUACUUUUUUAUCACCUUUUGCUACUAUUUUUAUUUUUUUACUGUCGCUGCUUGGUAAACAGAUUUUAUGAUUCCAAUUGAGUAUUACUCCAACAAAUUCUAAGUGGGGAUUAUACGACUCACGCCUGAUUCAUUGAGUAGUCCGCCUGCUCAACCAAAUGUGAGUACACACUUUAAUAUUUAUACUCCUAUCAAAAAAUUUUACACAGUGAGCGCUAUUAGUUGUCUCCUGUUUGUUUACCCUUUUAUGGUCUACAAAUUAUUGCGAUAUUUACAUCUCAUCACGUAUCCUAUUAGUGGGGAUUGUACCGCUGUAUGCUUUUCGUACUAGGGCUGGUUUAUAGCUCUAUCAAACAUGAGUAGGAUUGCAUUAGACCCUGUUGCUUCUAUAAUUCAAUUUUUAUUGGACGUAUUGCACCAUCAUCCUUUCUUUGUUUCCACAUACGGAUCCCACAAGUUGUUCCCAUUCGGCUCCCAUAGAGAACAUUCCUCCCAAAGACUGUAGAUUAUCCCUCCAGCAAGAUUUGUAUUAGGACCUUUCUCUCUCUUUUUGGCAUUUUUGUGGUGUGAAUCGUACAUUGUUAUUGGACUCUUUUUUUAAAUAUAUAAUUUUAGUACCGUAUUUAUCAUUUUUCUUUGGCGCAACCUUCCCCUUUUUACGAUUUUUUCUAAUAGUCUACUCUGUAUUAGCCUGUGACAGACCUUUACUAUCACUGCUCAAUUUCAUACAGUUCGCACCCAAAACAUUGUUUUAUGACACUCAAGUUGCACAAAACAUUCCCGAGUAGCAGAUAGUGGCUCUGUCACCUGGUGAUGGUGGAUUCAGGCAAAAUGUGCUGCAGGCCCAUAUUUUUUUUAAUUUUUAAUUCUUUAUUUUAUUCGUACACAGCUUAGACAUGUAGGAAUGCACUGCCACAACUGCAGGUUCCUUUGCAGCGUUAAACAUUGUAUAGUAGUUGUGUGGCAUGAAAAAUAGUGUACAGUUUUUAGUUAUGUAGAAAGACAUGGUGUAGCAUUAAUCAUUGUAUAGUAGCUGUGCAGCAUGAAAAACAGUGUAUUUUUUAGUUAUUUAGAGAGACAUGGUUGCAUACACAGCCUUUGUGUCUUAGUUUAGAAUAGUUGUUUACUCGCUAUUUGGUCAUGUCUAGACCUUGUUUUUGCGUUGCUUGUCCUCGCUCUACUAACUUGACAUGAAAAUGGUUAUGCUACUUCUAGCUUUAAAUGAGCAUGAAACCAAAGCGAACACGUGGUAACAACAAUGAGUUUAAACAUGUGAAAAUAAAGAGUCUAUUUUGUCGAGAAACUGGGAAAAUAAUAGAAGAUACCUGAACCGAUGCUGAGCCUAACAAGUGUCUGUCAAUUGGCCUUUGUUUCGCUUGAGUCAGCCUAUGUUGGGUGAACUGGUGUCCUGCACUAAUGCCUAGUGUGUGUGAGGUAUAUAAAAAUUAUGGCAACUUAUUUGUAAGCUGUAGCGGUGUCAACUCUUAGACCAGAUUAAGCAAUAUACCCAACAGAAUCUCCUUAUGGUAUUCAUGAGCAGGGUGCCCUGGUUUACCAGGCUUGCAUAUCAGCAGCUAGAGUCCCGUUCCUAUAGUUCAGGAAUGCGGAAUGCGGUGGGCGCCUUAGCCUAUGCCUCUAACUGUAAUGACUCGAUUCUCGUUGGCAUAGAUCUUGUCGGUGGGGCCUCUUGGCUUGAAUCCAGCUUCUGUAUUGUGCGGCAAGCUUCCUUCCGCCAUGCCCUCGGGGCGUAGAUUUGUGCCCUUCUGGUCUGGACCUCUGCGUUUAAGUAAGUGGUGUGGUUGUAGGGGAUAUUCGUUGGCCCGGCUCCAGCUUGUGUAGGGGCGAGUAUAUGCGCUUGGGUGGUAUGAUGUCACCUGCGUGGCGGGUUUUGGCGCCGGCGCGGCCGCGUGGUCACUGUGAAGGCCUGGAGUGGAUACCUGUAAUGGCGCCGGAAAGUUCUUGGGCGGACCCACGAGGUGACCAUUGUGGCUGCUCGGUGGUGCGGCAUGCCGCGGUGGCGAAGUAUGGACCAGAGGUCCAAUCAGAGUGAAUCAAAGGUGUCCAUGGGGUGAGUGUAUGAAUGAGGGCUUGUGCCCGUUGUCCCUGGCCCUUGCUGAGCGGCCAUCUUUGGUGUGCCUCGGAUUGUCAGUGACUCUGCAGGCGGUGCGGCUGGGGAACUCAUCUGCAGUUUCAGUUUUUGUGUCCUGUGGGGACCGGGAUAACCCCCACCAGCCCGGGGUGGGGGGAUCAGAGACCAGCUAUGUCACCUAGGGGGUCCAGUGUCGGAGAGAGCGGCUUCCUCUUCACAACUCCCACAGGCUGCGCUUAGUGACCCGCUUUUCUGGCUCAGACGGGCGUGUAUGAGGUAUCGCUAGAUUCAGGAGAGCACCCCCGACAUGGGUGAUGCACCAUGGUAGGUCCUUGGGCUGUUAAGCCGUUGAUUGUGCCCUGAUGUUAGCCCAUUUAGCAGGAGCUUGAGGGAAGGAAGGGGUUAAUCCCUUAUCUUUUUUCCAGCGCUGGGCUCCCUCGGCGCUGGGACUCUCCUACCUCUUCUGACGUCCCUGGCUGAAGAGCCACGCGCGCAUUCAGCCAGUCUCAUAGGAAAGCAUUCUCAAUGUGUCUUCUUACUGUGAAAAUCACAGUGAGAAGCGCGGAAGCGCCUCUAGCGGCUGUCAAUGAGACAACCACUAGAGGCUGGAUUAACCCAUUUGUAAACUUUGUUUACAGCAAAAAGGGUUAAACCUAGCUGGACCUGGCACCCAGACCACUUCAUUAAGCUGAAGUGGUCUGGGUGCCUAUAGUGGUCCUCUAAGCAGUCAGGCUCCGCCCCCUCUGCAGGCCCAUAUUUAACUGCAUUGGCUCUCCACCUAGGAGAAGUACAGGACAUUACACCCCAUAAGUACUGCAGCAGCACUCAGCAUAUGGGUAAUACAAACAAACCUCUCUGCUGAGCAUCCUGGCAAAAAUGUGUUCUGGAUGUGGCAUGCCUACUGUUUGCAUACACAUAAAUGAAGACACAGAGGACAAUUUCAUCUUGUUUUUGAGUGUCACUGGGCAGCGAUGGCACAACCCUUGAGUAUUCCAAUGCGUAACAGUAAGAACACAGUGCCCGGAUAAGACAAACAUGGUUUGGUUUAGUGAAUGAUACAUUGCUACAUUAAGAGUAGGAAUAAUAUGUGGUCAUUUUUAGAGGAUGUGAUAGGAGCAUGUUGACAGUUUUAUGCCUGUAGGGGAGGGGAACCUCAAUGCCACAAAACUAUAGCAUCUCUAUAAAUGAGGCAUCCUCAGCGGACACAUGGAAUAUUGUGUUUAAAAAAUAUUAAGACAUAAAACCCAAAGGGUAUUUGUUGAUUUUUGCCAGUUUGCCCAUUGGACAUGUAGAAAUAAUUACGUAAAAAUAAACCUGCAUAAAUAUAUAAAAUUUAAAAUGAUCAGUUAUCAGCAGUUUUGACCGUUUGCCUUUUGUGCCGUCUAAUAUAUUGAAUAUGUCUGAAUUAGUUUCAUACUUAAAAUAAUAAAAAAUUUAAAAAAUUUAAUUGGGCAGAGCCCUCUUCACCUAGUAUGCCAUAUGUUUACCUGUUGUACAGCGCUGUGGAAUAUGUUGGCACUAUAUAAAUAAUUAUAGUUGUAAGAAUAUAUAUUUUUGUAUUUAUUCUGACAUUACAAUGUAAAAAUGUGUUACACUGGCAAAUUGCACUUCUUGAUAAACACCUGCAGGAUUGAGCAGUGAGGCUGCAGGGGCAUGUUCUAUACACCAAAACUGCUUCAUUAAGCUAAAGUUGUUCAGGUGACUAUAGUGUCCCUUUAAGAUAAGAAGUAUAUCAAGGAUUAAGGAUUUUAAAGGAUUUGACUCGUUGUCUCUAGGACAAUAAUCCAACCUUAUGUAAAGCAUUGACCUCUUGGUUUAAACAGACGUCACCAGGCCCGGACUGGCCAUCGGGCAUACCGGGCAAAUGCCCGGUGGGCCGCGAUGGCCGUGGGGCCGAGGCCGGCAGGGAGAUCACAGGAUCUCCCCGGCCGGCUCCUGCAGGGCCAGCGCUACCCGAGCGCCGGCCCCGCUGUGUGCCUCCAUGGGCCGGUGGGGAGAUCAAAGAUCUCCCUUUACCGGCCCAGAGACACUUCCAGGCGGCCGCUUGCUGGGGUGUGAGGGAGGGAGGGAGGAGAGGACCGGCGGAGCUCUAACAAGCAGCUCCGCCGGGUCCUCUCGCGGGAUUCUGAGCGUUGCCGCGGUUACCGCGGCAACGCUCAGAUCUCGCGAGAGUGAACUCUAGCCUACAGGCUAGAGUUCACGCUCACCACUAGGACCACCAGGGAUCAGGCAGCAUGGCUCUCCCAUGGCAGAACGGCUCCCCCCCUCCCAGGCAAAACGGCCCCCCCCUCCCAGGCUAAAGGUAAGAAGGGAGGGGGGGGAUAUAACUUUUUUUUAAAAUUAUUAUUAUUAAUUUUAAAAAAAAUCACACUCACACACAUCACCCCCAGACACACACACAGCACCCAGACACACACACAGCACCCCCAGACACACAACACCCAGACACACACAGUACCCAGACACACACAGCACCCCCAGACACACAACACCCAGACACACACACAGCACCCAGACACACACACAGCACCCAGACACACACACAGCACCCCCAGACACACACCCCCCAGACACACAACACCCAGACACACACAGUACCCAGACACACACAUCACCCCCAGACACACAACACCCAGACACACACAGUACCCAGACACACACAGCACCCCCAGACACACACAGCGCACUCAGGCACACAGCACCCUCGCUCACACACACACACACACACAUAUAUAUAUAUAUAUAUAUAUAUAAAAUAACUCUCAGUGAGUUAACAGACAAAGAAAAUUAGAAUGUGACGGCAGAUAAAAACACCCUCACACACAGCACCCCUCUUACAUACACACACACUGCGCCCCUCACACAUACAAUACGUCCAAAUAUAUAUAUGUAUGUAUAUAUAUAUAUAUAUAUACACACACACACACACACACACACACUACAGCACUACAUACAUUACGCUCCAGAUACACGCUAGAUCCCUUACCUUAUAUGCACUCUUAAUCCUCUAUACACACACACACACAAUCUCCUAUACACACUCUCGGUCCUUUACACACUAGAUCUCCUACACACACACUGCACCACCUACACACACACUACAUUCCUUGUCAGCAAACACAUACAACAUUCUCUAAACACACCCUCUCUACAACCCCUACACACACUAAGUCACCUAUACACACACACUACAGCCAUAUGCACACACUCGCUACAUCCCCUAUAACACUAUGCCACCUAUACACACACUCUCUACAGCCCCUAGCCACACAUAUUACACCACAAACACAUAUGAAAUUGACCUAUUUACACAAUACCACACCACACUCUACACACACGCAAUCCCACAAGCAGGCUCCAAACACAUGCACCAUACACUUUCCUGGCCCUUUUGUCCUCUGGUAUCCCACUUGUUGAGACACCAGAGACAAUUUAAAAGCAAACACAGCGCAAGCAUGUUAUUAGAUUUGCUUGCGCUGCGCAGAACAAAUACAGGGCCAUUUUCUAAUGCCAGAGCUCUUCAGCGCAGCUCUGCGCAUUGAACCAACAUGCUCACUUUGAGAGGAGGCGUGCUUGUCAUUAGUGAUGACAAAACACACCCUCUCUGGCCCCGCCCUCUUCUUAGGGGGCCGCUCUGAUUGAAAAAUGCCCGGGCCUAAUUUUUUCCCCAGUCCGGCCCUGGACGUCACAGUAGAAAACCAAGGUUGGAUUAUUGUCCUAGAGACAACCAGUCAAAUCCUUUAAAAUCCUUAAUCCUUGAUAUACUUCUUAUCUUAAAGGGACACUAUAGUCACCUGAACAACUUUAGCUUAAUGAAGCAGUUUUGGUGUAUAGAACAUGCCCCUGCAGCCUCACUGCUCAAUCCUCUGCCAUUUAGGAGUUAAAUCCCUUUCUUUAUGAACCCUAGUCACACCUCCCUGCAUGUGACUUGCACAGCCUUCCAUAAACACUUCCUGUAAAAGAGCCCUAUUUAGGCUUUCUUUAUUGCAAGUUCUGUUUAAUUAAGAUUUUCUUAUCCCCUGCUAUGCUAAUAGCUUGCUAGACCCUGCAAGAGCCUCCUGUAUGUGAUUAAAGUUCAAUUUAGAGAUUGAGAUACAAUUAUUUAAGGUAAAUUGCAUCUGUUUGAAAGUGAAACCAGUUUUUUUUUUUCAUGCAGGCUCUGUCAAUCAUAGCCAGGGGAGGUGUGGCUAGGGCUGCAUAAACGGAAACAAAGUGAUUUAACUCCUAAAUGGCAGUGAAUUGAGCAGUUAAAUUGCAGGGGAAUGAUCUAUACACUAAAACUGCUUUACUGAGCUAAAGUAAUUUAGGUGACUAUAGUGUUCCUUUAACCCAAGGCAGUAAAAGAAAAACAACUAGUUUAACUGCUACUACAAGCUUGAUUUAAUGCUGUAAAAUAAUAUCAUAUAAAGCAUUUGGCACCUACCUCCUAAUGACCCUUACUCUCUGAUGUAAGCAUUUUAACGUCACACAACCAUUUAUAUAGGUUGGUUUAAUCCCUUAAGGACCAAGCUUCUGGAAUAAAAGGGAAUCAUGACAUGUCAUGUGUCCUUAAGGGGUUGAAGACAACAGAGCUAAAUGCUUGAUUUUGCAGUGGAUUUUUUUAAAGACAGCAAAACUUAAAAAAAAUAACUUUAUGACGUCAAUUACAUCUCUACAUUGUUCCAUUCAAAUAUAUAGAUUUCAUUUUAUACUUAAUGUAUUAUAUUUUUUUGUCUAAUUUGACCUCACCCUAUGUGCUGGCAUCCUUCAUAAUAAUUAUACGUGGCUUUUCUUAAUUUUUUUCUUCCUGGUGAGGUUUAAAAUUUGAAUUUUAGUACGUAAAUCUCACCUUUUCUUUUUUUUUUAAUUCUUUAUUUUUUCAUCUUGGCAAUGGUAGUCAGGUAACAUUAACGUGACGGCUUGUGCAAAAGCCUGAUAAAUAGUAAACAAGUUCAAUUGUAUUUAUACAUGUGCUAAUAUAAUGCAUAGACAGUAAGUUAUGGUACCGAUAAGCUAAUUAAAAAAAAAAAUCUCACCUUUUCUUGUGCAAUAUGAUUGUAUAACUGAUUAGAGACUUCACAUGUCUGAAUCAAACUGUUCUAUGUACACUCCUAACCCUAUGAAACAAUAAAUGUAUUUUUGACAUUUUGUUAACUUUCUUCCUUUUUUGUUCUUUUCUAUUGCAGAUAAGCUAUAAAUACUUAAUCAUUGCUCUCGGUAUCAAAUUGCAGUUCGAAAAGGUAAGAUAUUUUUUCUUUGAUUUCACUCAUACAGUUAAACAAUCUGAGGUUUGCAAAGAUUUAAAACACUUUUAACUAUGGAUAACUAAAGUUAAACGUCUGGCAACCAAAUUGCAUUAAAUGGACACUAUGCAACCAGUGUCAGUGAAGAGGCCUGGGUGCUAUGUCCCUAUAGUUUUGUCUGUGCAGAACAACAAUAUUUAUAUUGUAGGGUAAAUGCUCUAUUGGCUAUCACUCAGACAGCCACUGGAGGUGCGUCUGAUGAAAUUGCAGAGUAAAACUCUGCGUCAAUCCGAUGGUGUCAGAGAAACCGUCUGAGUGGCACAGUGUGGCAUUUUGACGCACAUGCGCACUAGCCUCCCAAUGUUUUCCUUAGCCAACGCGUUGGGCCAGUCAUGGAGAGUGCAUCUUGACUUGGGAGAAAAGGUAAGUAAAAUAGUUUUUACUCCUUAUGGGGGCAGUCGUAUAAAUAGUGACUAGGGCUCUAUAGUGUUAAGAAUACCCAUUUAUAUUUCUAAUGCUGUAGUGUUCCUUUAAGCCAUGAAAAAAAUGCAGAAUUACUGCAGUAUGUUCUUUGUUUCCAAGAGGAAAAUAUAUCGAAAUCCUGUAUGCACCAUCCAAGAGGAAAAUAUAUUAGAAAUAAUGUAUGCACCAUCACAAUGCAGUUUAGAAACUGUCUAUACUUUGUGCUGACCAUAUUCUAACCAUAUUCUAGCAGUAGACUAGACCCUGAACAUCAUUAAAGAGUUUAAGGGCACACAGACCACUGCAUCUAUAGGAACAGCAAUGUCUACAUUACAGGGUUAAAAUGCCUCGAGUGGUUGUCACUCUGACAGCCACCAGAGGCACUUCCUCUGAAGUAGCUGAGUAACACUCGGCUAUUUCAAUAAAAUGGUUUCAUAGAGACCAUCUGAAUGUUGCAGCGGUUUGCUGCGAAUGUGCAAUAGUCUCCCAAUUCUUUCCUAUGGUAAAGCAUUGGAUUGACUGAGAUCAUCUACACUGACUCACCCUUCCAACUCUCAUAAGGCAGGGUUGACUCUAGUAUAGAUAGAUUAUAACUAUAUGGUAAGGAAUACAUGUUUGUAUCCAUAAUGCUAUAGUGUUCCUUUAAGGGAGCUUCUCGGCAAAUCACAGACUCUGAUUUACUGCUGAUAUCUCAUGCUCUCUUUUUUAUCAUUUACUUGUAUUUAGGUUUUGAAUGACAUUAACAGAACACUAUCGUGUUAGGAAUACAAACAACAUAUCUACAAAAUGUUUUACAUUGCAGGACUAAAAAGACAGGACCAUUGUACCCGAACACUUAAUUGAGAUUAAGUGGUCUGGAUGUCUAAAGUGGGCCUUUAACCUACCUGCAUUGUUUUCUUAUGGAUAUUCAUUAAUGAUAUUGUUUCAUUACUCUCUCGGGUCACUGAUCCUGUUUAAGAGUCUGUAAAGACAGGACGUACCUGGACGUUUGGUCGGAUGAGACAUUUUGAUUUUGUUUUUAGAGAGCACACUGUAUUCCUCAUAAAUUCUGAUCACUUUGGUCACAUUGAUACAGAAAGAAACCUGGGAGAAGUGAAGAUUGUGGUGGGUUUGCAAGCAUGUGCCCCAAUCUUCUUGAUGACAUUGGAAAAGAAGGAGCUUAAAUUAAUUUUGAUUUUGAAAUUUUGCCUUAAUAUUAGGGGCCUUGAGCUUUUCUAUUACUUUAAUAUUUUUAGAUCACUAUUUCAGGCAGUCCAAUCUCGAUUUCAUAUUGCAAAUCAGUAGCAAUAAUCAUAGUCUUUUAAUUAAAAAGCUAUAAUUUCCUGCUGGAAGAUAAUUGUCAGCACUGUAUGCAAUGCCAUCUAGGUUACACAUGGCAAAUUCCCAGAGCUCCUUGCCUUAAUGACGCAUGUGAGAUUAUCAGACAAAAGGAUACAUGAAUCAUAUCAGCUUUAUAACAAACAUCAUAACUCCUGGAGAACAAAUGGCAGACUGUGUCCUAAAACUCUGUUAUCAGUUUGACAGAUGCUAAAAAAAAAAAAAAACCUCACACUUCUCAUAAAUGUCUACUCUGGGCAAUUAUUCCUAUUUAUUCCUAUUCCUUAGGAUAUGUGUGCUUGAUUUUAUUAGAUUUUUGUGUUAGUUACCACACAACAUGUCUUUAUUUGUUUUUGAGGUCUGAAAAAUAAAUGUAAUGUGGAAAUCCACUAUACUUUAUUUCCCUCAAGCCUGGAACAGAGUACCUCCAUUUUGGCUCCCUGUCAAAUAUUGUUAUAAGCGCUGUCCUUUCCUGUAAUUAAAAAAAACAGAAUGUGCCCCUGCCAGCCAGCAGUUAGAGAGAAGAGGUGAAGCAAUGUUUUUAUUUAUCCUACUUUAAUGCACUGUGUUCCUUGUCUGCUCCAGGACUAAACUGCAUUCUAUUGCCAAGUGCAAAAUCUUUAACAUAAAUUUAAAAGACAACGAAACAUCACACAAAAAAAAGGUUUUAACGAAAUAAAACAAAUUUCAAUGUUUUUGUUUUAUUGGGUGUUGUAAUUUCCAGGAAAGAGACAGUCCUCCUUUAGCCGUAAAGUUAUCCCAAGCAUUAAUGAUGAAUGUCAUGGAGCUACUUCCUUAGUUUUUGCCAGAGUUUUUGAUAUGGUUAACAAUAAUAUUCCACUAGAUAAAUCCAGCAAGCGAUGCUAUUAAUUAUUUACUAAUCUAGUUCUGUCCCAUCUUAUCAGCCAGAACUCACUAUGUUUGGCAAUUGUUCUCUUCCUUUAAGGCAGCUCUGUCACUGUCUUAGUAUAAUUUGCAAUGAUCCCUGACGGUGACUGCCCCUGUGGUGGCCCAGGUGGUGCAGUGGAAGCUGAGUUUUACUUACCUAAAGUCGUCGCUCAUAGCUACUGCUGUGGUCUUCCUCCCAGUCCUCUUUAGCUCUUGGCACUCCAGCGGUCAGGAGCCCACAUCAGUGUUGCACUCUCGCGCAUGCAUGUCUAUGAAGUCUAUGGAGGAUCCCGCGAGAUUGCCUUAUCCUCCGUAGACAAAACCUUUUCCCUACAUUUUAUCGUUGUGCACUAUUCAUUUUGGAGGGGGGGAACAACACUGCUGCCUUAAGUUUCCAAUAGGGUCUUCCAAGGUUUUAUUGUAGAACCCCUCUCAAAAUCAUUAUUUUGAAACAGCAGUCACAGUUUUCCGUGGUUAAAUGAUCCAACAUUAUGUGUAGACUGCAUCAUAACCUACAUUAAGAAACAAAAUGUAUCACAACCAGCAGGUGUAUGGCAGGUUUAAUUCUCAGAAAUGUAAUGAUGGAUCACUAAAACAAACUGAUCUUAAAUAUUCACAAAAAAAGAUCAGCUGAUAUUUAGAAUAAAGUAAAGAGAAAUCAUACUUAACAAUUUAGAAUAAAAAUGACACCAUUAUGAUUUGAGCCAGGAAAUCCUAUAAAUUUCUUGUGUGAAAUUAAACCUUCCACAGGCGUUCGUACUGGUGAAUGAUCAUAUAAACCUUAUCCCGAAAUAAUAUAUUAUUUUAGAGAGAAAUCUAGCUUAAUUCCCCUGCUUAAUACACUGCAGGGUGCCUCAAAUCUCAAUUAAAGUAAUAAAAUAUAUGAAUUAUCCAACUAAAAUCAACCUCAAUAAAACAGUUUUUUUGACUGUAUUUUGCCGCUUUAGUUUCCAUAGUAAUUACCCAACUUACUAGGGUUUAUCCAAUAAACAGCAAAUUGCGAUUAACUGAAAAUCAAAUUGCUUAAUUCAGGUUAACGUAGCCUGUCACUAUAUAGCUAAGAUAGAAACUUUUUCCAAAGCUGAUAUAUUUGGCUAAACUUAUCAGCUUGGUUUUAAUUACAGUACCAAUUGCUGUUCAGUGAAUAAGGUCCAGAAUGGUGAUAUUUUAAAAUAAACUGCUGAUACUCAGAUCCAGACAUAAGACCUUCUUUAAAAAAGUAAACGUUACUGCAGAAAGUAUAAAACCCUAGGAAUCUGCAAUUAUUAUUAUUAUUAUUAUUAUGUUAUUUAUAUAGCGCCAUCAAAUUGCGCAGCGCUUUACAAUGGGUGGACGAACAGACAUGUAGUUGUAACCAGAGAAGUUGGACACACAGGAACAGAGGGGUUGAGGGCCUGCUCAAUGAGUUUACAUGCUAGAAUGAGUGGGGUAAAGUGACACAAAAAGGUAAGGAUAGUAUUAGACUAGUGACAGUUGCAGAAGAGGAAUCAGUCAGGAGCUAUUAACAGUUUCAUUGAUACGCUUUUAUUAAGAAGUGGGUUUUUCACGAUUUUUUUAAGGAAUACAUGAACUUCAAAUGUAGCUCUCAUUUUGUACUUUAGUUUAUCUACUUGCCUUUUUAAUGCGUAAUUAACUUGGCACAUUAAAACAAGGGGCUUAAAAGCCUGAUAUGUAAAUACUUGAAAGAUCCACUAGGUGGAAGUAUGCUCACAAUUUAUCCUUCAUGUCUUGGCCAUCAGUACAAGUUACAAAUAACCAUUUCAAAAAAUAGUUAUUCUUGAUUGUGUGUUGAUCUAUAAUUCAUUCUUAAAACCCACCUUUAAGACAGUAUUCAUUCUGAAGGCAUAACUGAUAUAUUUUCUACUGUGUAUACUACUGCAAGUAAGCAAUGGAAAAUGGGCUUAAUAUAUUCUUUUAAUUCAAAAUAUUAGUGUCAUUUUACGAGCCAUAAAAUAUUAUUUUACUGUUAUUUAUACUUUCCUUACUAGCCCCACAUUUUAGAAAAUCUAAAAAAUACUAUGUAUCAUCUGCCAGACAUGGAGUCUAAAAGUUGAUUGGACAUUUCGGUAACACAGGCUAGGGUGGGUAUAAAUUAUUGUCAUAUACAGAUUAGCCAAUUUUGUGUUGAUACAUUUAAAUGAAGUUACAUUUACAUAUGUUUAACAGUUGUAGGAAAAAGUUGACUUUAUGAGCUACAGAGUGUACAGAAUUUGGCCAUGAGUUUAUAUUAUAUGUGUUCUGUUCUGUUUUUCUUGUAGGUUAAAGGUUUGCCGGAAGGUUUUCAGUAUCCCAAAAUCGGUUCCAACUACUCUGUAAAAUAUGUGGAGAAGACGUGGAAAGCUCUGCAGGAUUUUAAAAAGGGAAAUGCCAUAUUUACCUUUCCAAAUACUCCAGUGAAAUGCGCAGGGGCACCCCAAAAAAUCAUGUACUUGUCAGAGGCUUAUCUCAGGAAAGUAAGUUCCCAAUACUGACUGUGUAUUGUGGUGAUCAGGAGGUUUAUCAAGAUUUUAUAUGCAUCAUAGCAUGGAUGUUUUAUUUGGUGAGAGAACAAACCUCAGACUUUGUAAAGAGUCUCUACAAACACCAUAUCAAUUUAUUUUUUAUUGCAUGUGAUAUAGUACAAAGAGAUCCCAUGUUUCUAGGCCCCGACUGGCAUCUGGAAACACAGGCAAAUGCCUGGUCUACGAUGUCUCCAUGGCCUGAGGCAGACUGGGGUGAUCAAAUGAACUUCCCUACUGGCCCAGACAGGAUCAAAAUUAUUGGGGCAGCAUGCAGCAUCCCAAAGAGGGUACUCUAUGGACAAAUGGGAGAUCAAAGAUCUUUACACUUUAAUAUUGGAAUCCCUGGGAGUAUGUCUAAACUGCUCAUGCACUGUGAGCCACUCAGUGUGUUGCCAUCAAGCUACCUACUGGAGAUGUAAACCACUUGCUUUGCCCACCAGUCCACUGUGGAACAGAUUCCAAUUCCCCUCUUUCUGGACAAAGGUAGCAAGAAGGAAGGGGAAAUCUUUUUUUCUUUUUCUCUCUUAAAGGGACGCUAUAACAUUAGGAAUAUCAAACUGUAUUACUAACCCUAUAGUAUCCCUGUCCCUAUCCUAAUGCAAAUGCUUGGCGAGCGUCACACGCAUAAUAGAGCUUCACUAUAGGAAAACAGUGAAUCAGUGCUUUCCUAUAGGGACUUGGUAUACCUUAGCAUGAGGAUGUCCCACGUCAAUUCUCGGAAUUAGACUCCCUUAGAAACCAAGUGUCUCUAGUGGAAGACAGAAAUAUAACAAAUAUGUGCACAAUGUGGAAGACAGUUAAUAUGAAACUCUAGUGGAAGACACCUACCAGUGGUUGUCUUAACCCUGCAAUGUGAACAUUGCCAUUUCUCUGAAACCCAGACCACUUCAGUUAGAUAAAGUGGUACCUAUAGUGUCCCUUUAAUAAUAGUUUUUGUUUGAUUUAACCUCCCUAGCCCCAGUUCAAGAACAAACUCCAAACAUCCUCCACCACACUCACUACAAACAGACCCCUUCACACACAACUAACAACCUAUCUACAAACAGACACACACUACAAACAACCCUAUCUACACACACUAUACAGACAGUCCCUAUACACAGACACACUACAAACACUACAAGCCCCCUUUCACACACACACUACAGCCAGACCCUACCAACACACACUACACACCGUCCUUGUCUAAAUAGUUACUACAAACAGCCGUCACACAUAUGCAACACUCUAGAGAGCCUUCCCACACUUGAGCAACAACGCACUUUGGCUCCUUUGCAAUUCUGCUCUCUCUUGCCCCAUUGAUGAGGAGACCAAAGACAAGUCACCAGGAAAUGCAGCAAUAAGCAUGUCAUUGAAUAUGCUUACCCUACUGAAAUCAGGAAAGUAACCUGUGCAAGAGCACUUUAGCAGGUCUGUCUCUACAAUUCACACUUUAGUAAAUAACCUUGUUUGAGUGUUAGAAUGCUUUCUCACCAAAAAUUACAAGAGAUUAUAAAGAAACUUGCUAUAUCCCAAGAUUCUCUAUAGAUAGUUAAUACUGAAGGGACAUUACUUGCAUAGCCUACACUUUGCUGUAAUCAUUUUUAUGUUACAUGUUUUUGUGUGUGUGUGUGUGUGUGUACCUAUGGGGGCCAUUUUAUUAUCAUUAUUAUUGGCAUUUAUAUUUCGCCAUCUUAAUCCGCCACGCUUUUACAAUUUUACGAAAAGGGGGAUAUUUAACAUUAAAUGAGACAAUUAGAAAUUGUUACAGGAAAAAUAGGUUGCCGAGGACCCUGCUUGAAUAAGCUUACAAUCUAGAGGAAGUGGGGUAUAAAAACCACAAAAGGAAGAGCAGUGUAGAGGGCAACAACCAAGCAACAGAGUGGGAGAGUAGCAGAAAUGGAGUGUGAGAGUGGAGUGUGGCCCUUUGAAACAGGUUUUUAAAAUAAAAAUAACUAUGGGGGGACUUUGGUAGAGUCUGUUUUUUUAUAUUUGUCCAUUACGUGUUCUAAUGGACGGUGUGCAGUCAUAAACAGUCAUUAUAUUCAAAUGUCAUUUAGGUCCAACAACACCAGAUCACAGAUACCUGGCUUCUAGACUAGUAAUGUAUUAUAUUAUAUCUCAAUCAAUGAUUAAAGCAUAUGUUGGAAAUGUGAAUUAUAAAGGAUUUUUUUUUUUUUAAAUCGUAUUUUAUCCAAGAGAUAGUAAAGAUCAGAAUGAGCAUGCAGACUCUGAAAAAGUAUAACCACAAUAUGGCAGUAGAUACCGGUUACAUAAAAUCAAAUGUGAAACUUUGAGAAUAUACAGUUAAGGUGUAAAAAGACUUAGCAACAAUGGGGGCUGUAGUACAUCCAGAUGCAGAUCUAUCAACCUAAAGCGGUGGAAUUUGAGAAAGAGGAUUCCUUCGUUCAGGCCGUGCUCACCGUAUAAUCAAGGCAUGUCUGAAAUAUUGCCUACUUAGUGUAGGGUCAACAGUUACUGGUUCUAAAUAAUGUAGGACUGUACCACCUAUUAUUGUGAUCCGUGGAGGUUGUGUAUUCCAGAUCAAGGGUCUCUGACUAGUGAGCUAGUAUGCACCCGUAGUGUAGCCACGUCUUCCACCGCACACGGAUAUGCAUUUCGGGAGAGCCUGUGUCUAAGUCUGGUUCAGUUAUGGGAGGUUGCCCCUAGAAGAAAAAAGGCAGUGGAUGUGAGUGGAUAUAGGAGGAUAGAAAUACAGAGAAAUGAGAGGGGGAGGAUAAGAAGCAGUAGGAUUAGGUGGGUCAGGGUUAUGGAGAGGGGGAAGGGAACCGUAAGUCAUCGUCUACAGGCCCCGUUGUAAAGCGACCCGCCAGCAGCAUCGUCAGCGCCAGUACUCAUCUUGUCUGCUAUAUACAUAAACCAGGGCAGCCAGCGCUCCGCGUGUUUGUCACCCAAGCCCAGUAAUGCGGCCUGGGUUGCUUCCGAAGCCUGAAUGUCCUCCACUUGUCCAACUACUGUUCCCUGUUGGGGGCAAUUGUUUGUUUCCAUAGGACAGGUAUCAUUGAUUUUGCCGUGUUGAGGAGGUGCCUAGUGAUUGUUUUUUUUGUAUGUUGAAAUCGGUGCUGGGGUAAGGUGCAGCGGUGCUAGUUCAGCAGUAAGUUUUUUGUGGUUCUCUACAGAAGUUGGACAAAUUGUCCUGUACCAUAUCCCAGAAAGGUACGAUUUUGGAGCAGCUCCAGCAGAUAUGUUCGAUCGUCCCUUCGCCUAGACCACAUCUCCAGCAUAUAGGAGAUACAUCGGGAAAUAUCCGAUGAAUGAGGAUAUUAUUAUUAUUGCCAUUUAUAUUAGGAUAGGUGAUACCAGAAAGAUAAUAGUUUGCAAUUAGUUUCUUGAUGUCUGGAGCUGAUUGAAAAUGAAUUAUUAUUAUUAUUAUUGUCAUUUAUAUAGUUCAAACAUAUUCUGCAGUGCUUUACAGUAUUAUUCAUUCUAUUAAUGUAUUAUGACCUGGUCAAUGGUUAAUACAGCAGUCGGAAAUAUUUAUUUUAUUUCUUACAUUGCAGUAUUAAUUAGCAUUAUAGUAUUUCUUAGUAUUAAAAUAAUAUAAUCAAACAUUCUUAUUAGAGUGCCUUUUAUGUAACUGUCAUGUCUCAGUACAGAUGUAGAGACCAUACUGUGCCUCACCACAUAAGAAGUUUAAGGAGCAAUACAGUUUUUUGGAAAAUAAAAUGUAUCCACUACGGUAUGAUGUUAGCAUUCCAGGAGAUACUUGUUAAAAAAAAAUCUCCUAAAUUCUGGAAUCACUGACAAUAGCCUAUCAACCUUUUCCUGAAUUUUAUCAGUACUUCUACUUUUACAUGUGGAUUGUCCCAUUUACCUUCAUGAGGAACACAUAUAUAGCCAAUAAAAUCCUAAGUUUGUGUCCAGUCACCCUUGGGUGAACAAAAUCCAGCACAUGCACCCGGUACAAGUAGAAAUCACUGACGUCCAUUAAAUGAAAAUGUCCCAACUUCCUCUGUGACCCUAUAACCUUAUUGUGUUAUUCUCCACUGUGAAUAGCAACUCAGGUUACCCUUGUUACAAUCCUGUUUGUUGUCCCUUAGAAAGAUCAUAUCUCAGACCUCACCUGCUAUUGUCCUGAGACAUAUUGUGUUGAGGAGGGCCAUCUGUUGAAUUUUAGUCUGGGCAACUGAUUUAGUCAGGACAAGUCCAGCAAGAGAAGACCAAUUAUUUUGCAACUUGACCCCUUCUUGGCCAUCGACUAGCCUUGGGAUUCAAUUAAAUAUAACUAAUAAACAUUGGUUUUGUUUUUUUCCCAUAGACAGGAAAGCGAUCAGAUGCCAAUAUCAUAUUUAACACAUCCCUGGGAGUCAUCUUUGGUGUUAAGAAAUACGCGGAUGCUCUGCUGGAUAUCAUCAGGGAACGAAAUAUCCAGGUGAAUUACAGGCACAAUCUCAUUGAGGUGCGAGCAGAUAAGCAGGAAGCCGUGUUUGAGAACUUGGACAAACCUGGAGAAACCAAAGUGUAUCAGGUAAACCAGGAACGAUCAAGGGCUACAUACAUAAUUAUCUCAUUGCCUGAUUGCCUAUUUUCCAAUACUUGUCACCUGAUUGCAUAUUCUCCAAUACUUGUCACCUGAUUGCCUAUUCUCCAAUACUUGUCACUUGAUUGCCUAUACUCCCCUACUUUUCUGUCUCUUGCUUUUUGCCUUCCUGGCCUAAUUUUGAUUCCUAGUCUCUCCCUCCUUUUCCAGCUACGUCCACCAAUCCUCCCCAUUUGGCACCUGGGUGGGACUGUCUAUUGGCAAUAAUCACCAAACCCUGAAUAUGAAAUUUAUUUUAUGCUUCAUCACCUGCCAUGUCACCCCCUUUUUGUGUAUCUGCUGACCUUCCUUUUGUGUCUGUAAUAAUCCCAGUAUUCCACUUAUGUUUCUUCAAAGCCCCUCACCAGCUUUUAUGUCUCUCUUAACCCUCUUACACCUUGUGUGUCUCUUUACCCUCAACAAUGCAUGUGCCUCCCACCAUCCUACCUCCCAUAUAAAUAUAUAGUGGGACUGCAGUAAAAGGAUUUUCACCCAAGCUAUGAGUGGCAUGUUGGAAGUAUCAAGAGAGAGAAAGGAUUCGGAUCCUCUUUUUAUUCCACUCACAGCUCCCUCUCAGUUGCAGUCCCACAUGGCCUGCUACAAUUAGUGACAGUACAGGAAGGUACUUUGUUUGCUAAGUACACAGGAUUUUAGGAUUUUUUUUAACAAGGUGUACAGACAGUCAAUGAAGAUCGCAGAUCCUGAGGGCCAAUUACAGUGAUCUCAUUUGUUCUUCAUAAUAGGUUAUAAUAUGUUCUGCAGGUGUGCAAGAUGCACAAACUCAGUGACAGCAGUGCACGACAAACAGUAAUAAAAAGAAACAUUAAUAGUAGUAACAUUAAUUAAUUAAGAAGCAUUAAUAAACUUUAGCAUUAGCUAAUUAAGAAGCAUUAAUAGACAAACUAUUACAAUGUGUUUGUUUCAAGGGUUAUAUCCAAAUUCCUUAUCAUAGGUUGUUGUUAUUACUGGGCAUUGCUAUGGCUUUAUUUUAUACACUGAACAAAAUUAUAAAUGCAACACUUUUGUUUUUGCCCCCAUUUUUCAUGAGCUGAACUCAAAGAUCUAAGACUUUUUCUAUGUACACAAAAGGCCUAUUUCUCUCAAAUAGAAUAUAAUAUGAAUGGUACAUGUUUAUUUAAAACCCCAAUUUUUUUUCAGUCUGGAAGAGAGGCUAAUCUUGAAAUGUCAUGGCAGGCAUGAGAUAGUACAUUGCGCCUCUUCUCCAUACAACACCAUGCAAGCACAUUUCAGAAACGCCUCAUACUGUUAUCAACAGACACUGGAAGGCGUUUGACCGAGUUAACUGAUCAUACAUGCUAACCACCCUGAGGAAGAUGGGAUUAGGACAGAGAUUCAUCACCUGGAUAUCUGCCCUGUAUGACAAGCCACGCGCAGCAGUGCGAGUUAAUGGGACCCUGACCACUGACUUCAAGAUUAGCAACGGAACCAGGCAGAGAUGCCCUCUGUCCGUGCUUCUGUUCUCUAUGACUCUGGAGCCUCUACUCCAGGAGAUUCGCCAGAACCCCGAUGUUCAAGGCUAUUCCUGGCAAGGGGUGGAACACAAGGUCGCUGCAUAUGCAGAUGAUCUCCUCUUCUUUGUCUCUAACCUGCAAGUCACAUUGCCCUGCUUGCUUUCAGAGUUCAAAAGAUUUGGUAGGCUUUAUGGAUUUAAGCUCAACUUAAUGAAAUGUGAGGUGCUAAAUGUCACACUCCUGGCGGAGGAAUACACUUCUGGUGCUUCGGUAAAAUGAAGUAGCUUGGAAUAUGGGUAACUACAGAACCACGGGAUGUUUACCAACAUAACUUUGCACUUCUGCUGAAGGGGAUAUUGGCGGACCUGGACAAAUGUCACAUGGCACAGCUGAAUAGCAGUGCUCAAAAUGAAUGUGCUCCCAAGGGUUCUCUACCUUUUCCAGACCAUCCCACUAGCGUUACCGGUGUCCUUUUUUUCCACACUGAAAACAUUGAUCAUUCGAUACGUUUGGCGAGGGGAGAGAUCCUGGUUACGCCACAAGCUGUUAUGUAUGCCACGACACAGGGGAGGCCUGGCACUACCCGACUUCAAAAAGUAUCAUUAGGCCACGGCAUUGCAGCACAUCCUUGAAUGGCACAAGAGUGACACACAAAAACAAUGGGUGGCCCUAGAUAGAUGGGGUGCCGGGGCAAGCUUGAAUUCAGGUGAAUGGAUGAGAAGAUCGGGGGAGAGGAACUACAGGGACAGUGGAGACUCGGUAGUGCAGACAUUGAGAAUGUGGGAAUCGAUUAGAGAACUUCCACAUAUCUCACCUACCCCUAGUGCCUUACUCCCAAUAAUGAACAAUAGCAACAUAGGAGGAGGACUUCCCUCAAGUGCUUGGUCAUUUCUAGAGGAGGGAGAAUAUAUACCUAUAUGCAAAGCCCUGAUAAAGAGCUUGCUACAGGGGCUGCACUCGUUAUUGGAGGGUAGACCAAGGACAUUCCUGUUGUAUUUUCGAUAUAUGCAACUAACACAUUACUAUAACUCCCUCCCGCAUAAAGAACUGUUGCACAGGGACCUCUGUGUGCAGGGCAACACGCUUGACAGGGCAGUCUCCGCACUAUACCAGUACUUUCUGGUGGGGCGCCAUCUGGUGAACAACACCUUCCAAAGGCAAUGGGAUGAACUUCUUGUCACCGUCAUAAUGGGAAAAGGCGCUCCUAUGGCAGCAUAAAAGUUCUAUCAACUAUAAAUUGAUAUCUCUCUGGUACAGGACGCCAGUCCUACUUCAUAGAAUAUUCCCCUCAGUGCCCCUGACCUGCUGGAGAUGCCAAGAGGACAGGGGGGUGCUAAUACAUCUUUGGUGGGAGUGCCGGGACAUUAUUCCAUGUUGGGAACAGAUCAAAACGGAUGUGAGAACGAUCCUAGUAGACGAAACCGAUUGGUCGGCCGAACUGGCUUUACCGCACAUAUCCUCACAGCCGAUCUCCCGCUACAAGAAAAUCAAUCUUACGCCAUUUACUAGAUGCGGCCAAAUCCCUCAUACUGGUUUAUUGGAAGUGGUCUGAGUUCCCUACUCGGGAGGAGUGGAUUCACAGUGUCGAGGACAUCCAGGCAGCAGAGGCACUCCAUGCUUUCCUGGCAGGGAGGGUGUCCAGGCGCACAGAAAAAUGUCAACCGUGGUUCAUGUUUAGGGCAGAUGAUCAGUAGAUAUUGUGGAAUGAUGUGUGGGAGGAAUGUACUGGGGGGGCUCGGGGCUCUCGGAUGUGAACCAUUCUCCCAUCUUACUUCCUCCUACGCCUCUAUUUUUCUUUCUGACACUCUUCUACAUUAAGGGGGCCUCUCUUAUAUUUUUGGCAUUAGGAAGCUGACAAACUCAGGAGGGGUUAUGGAGUCCCGAGAAAACAGGCGAUCCUAAUACGAAUGCUCAGAAACUUAUCCUAGGCCCUACACAUAUUCAACAAUGCUAAAAACCAACAGUAACAAAUUUUAAGACAACAGACAAUGGUAACUGAUAAAUGACAUAUGCCGAAGCAAAUGUACAUAUAGAAUUGCACAUUAACUUCCCUGUUUACCGGCCUGCGAGUCCAUCGUAUUCUUACUUACACUAUGCUUCUCUCUGGGAAUAAUUGUUUAAAUUACAUAACUACAGCUAACAAAUACCUACGCAGUGUUAUGCAACAGCCGUUGCUGGAAAUUUGUACAUGUCAGGUUUCGUAUCAAGUAUACAUAUUGAACUGCAAUCUAUUUAUCAUGUUGAGAGGCCUGCAAGCUUACUCUGUAUCUUUCUAAACAUUUCCUUCUCUUUUUUUAAGUGUUAAAUAAAUCGGCAUAAAUAAAGAUUUACAAAAAAAUAAUAAAAAAAAAGUCUUGAAAUCACCACCCAUUCUUCUAUUCACAGUACGAAAUGCUGCACGUCACCCCACCUAUGGGACCACCAGAUGUGUUGGUGAAUAGUCCAGUGGCAGAUGCAGGCGGCUGGGUGGAUGUCAGCAAGGAUACUCUACAGCAUAAAAAAUACCCCAAUGUGUUUGGCAUUGGUGAUUGCACAAACCUUCCAACAUCGAAAACUGCAGCAGCCAUAGGUAAUAAUAGUAAUAAUAAUCAUCAUCAUAAAUUCAUAUCAGUCAAUUUAUAUCACUGUUUUGCUUUUUAUCUCUGUGUAUAUAAUUAUCUCACAAUAAUUUGAAAUGUAUUAAUGGAUGCAAGUUGACUCCUCUGUUUACAACAAAUAGACAAUGUAAUCAGCAUUAGCACCAGCACACAAUCAGGGCUUCAGACCAAUAUUUUUGUAUCACCAAAAUAUUUUCCAUAGGUAUAUCUCCUAAUGCUUCUCCGCCAUUUCAUUUUAAGUGUAAUUUUGAGAUAAUCCAGGCAAAUAGCACUAGUGUGAACACUCAGGCAUUGCACAUCUGUUUUUGGCAAUCCUCAGAAUUGGCUUCUCCCAGCUUGUCCGUGGUUAGUGUUGAGUGUUUAUCUUUUGAUUGCAUGCCCGCAUCACGUGGCUGAUAAGUCCUGCACAGUGAUCUUGCUACUUACGCUCUGCACAGUUUGUACAGCCAGUGAACGUUCUAAUUCAAUAUUAUGACACAUUGUAUACAGAAAAAACAAUAUGUUCAAAAACAAGCUUUUAUGUAAUUAAGAUACAAAACAAACAAAUACAUAGAUAUUAUGAAUAUUAAGCAGUACGCAUUAUUUUACAUUCCUUUUUUUAAAUAAUUAUACUAUCAGAAACAGGGUUAUUUAUUUAAGUGUCAAUUGUCUAAAGUUCAAAGUAAAUUCUUCGUUAAUUUCACAUUUUAGACCAAAAGAAACAAGUUUUAAAAAGAGAGAGUUUUGGUCUGAUAUUGAAGUCACUUUGAAUGUCUGAUAAUUGACACUUUAAUGAACAUCCCUGAGUCUAUUUGAAUUUGUUCUGAGUGUUUUUUUGCAUUGUUUUAGAUUAUUUAAAUGGAUUUUUUCUAAAUUAAUGUUUAAACAUUCUAGGGUUAUUUCCUAAAGCAGAAUUGUUGUAUGUAUUUCUUUAUUGGAGCAUUGAUAAGGAAUCUGCAAUGUAUAGGUCAUAAUUACUAAGCCGAUAUAAAAGGUCAGUUGGAGAAUUUUCCAUUAUGGGUGUUUUGAUCCAACAUAUGCAGUUCUCUUAACAUUGUCUGCAAUAACUUGAAUAAUGAAAAUUAGUACCCCCAAUAGGUGAUCCAACCCCCCUGCCCCCCACCUCCACCCUUAACCCCAAAAUGUCUGAUGUCUGAUAAGUGUGAGUAAAAGUGGCAAUUGAAUGUUUAAUUAUGAAGAGAAACCACAUUUUAUGGUUUAAAUUUUAUAUGUAAUGUUUGUAACCCCCUCCUUUUUAAGGUGCCAAAAGUAAUUGGAUAAUGGACUAAAAACCUGUGCUAUGUCAUUAACAAUGGUGCAAUUAAAAUUUUUGGAGUUGAUUCCAAAUUUGCAGUUUGUAUAUGGAAGCUGUUGAUAUAAACUCUCAAUAUGAGGUCAAAGUGCUGUCAAUGCAAGUGAAGCAGCCCAUCAUUUGGAUAGAAAAAAAACAACACACACAACUAAUUAAUACAGAGGGUUACUUUUGAAAACUGCAUCACUGUCCUACUAAUGAACCUAAGUGUAAGUCUUGGGAUCAGUUCAGGGAAUUGCUCCUCUGGUAUGGAGGAAAUCAGUGGCAUAGAAAUGAUCUGAAUGGCAUACUUUGAAUGUCAGAUAUUUAUCAAACACCAAUUAUUUAUCAAUUUGCCUUCAUACCAGCACAGUUGAUUUCUGUUUAGUUGCAUCUUGUUGUCAAAACUGCAGAAAAAUGGCAUCUAGAAAUGUAGUAAAUUGCUCCCGAAAUGGCUGUUUGGGUCGACCCGGGCGAUCUGCUGUUGUUCCAAAUGAGAUCAGGAUUGGAACAAUUUGAGGCAGUUUCAUGAUUUAUGAAGGACAGUAACUCUAAUGAAUUGCCUUUGUAAUUUAUUCUCUGUUUCACAAUCUAUCAGAUUAGGUUAUUCAUUAAAUUGAGAAUUCGGGAGAAAUUACAGUGGAAUUACAACUUUAAGACCAAAAUAGCUGAUUUGGAAAAACAAUCUAAUCUACCAAUCUCUGCUAUCCCAGCUCCUGCUCUGACAGUAAAGCAAUAUGAUAAGAUAUUUCUGAGUUUAUUCACUCUGCCAGCUAUUGUGGGGAACUGACAAGGGACUUGAAGCAUGAGUACUGGCUGUCAUUUAAAUGCACAAUAAUUGUUUUAUGACUAGAAGUAUUAGUUGAGGACAUGUAAGGACUACACCAGUAACCAGUGCACAACAAUUGUUGAUAUUUAUGUUUUAUGAAUCUGACUUGAAGUAGUAGUUGAGGUCAUGUAAGGACAACACCAGUAACCUACAUUAGCCUUUGAAGCGGCCAGUUGAGCUGACUGCACUCCAUGUAGUGGCAUUCACUUGCCAUUAUCCUUUGGGUUAUCUCAGACAUGCACUGCUUAUAAAGCAUAAUGUUACAUAUAGUGCUUCAAUAUACUAAAAACUGUAUUCACCCCAGCAGAGGUUAAUUCAUGUGUUUUGUUAACAUUUGUAAACUCCUGUCAAUGCAUGUGUUUUAAUAUCUAAUGUGAGCUCCUGUCAAUGCAUGCAUAUUAUUAUCUACUGUGUACUCCGGUCAAUUCAUGCGUUUUAAUAUCUGAUGUGUGCUCCUGUCAAUGCAUGCAUUUUAAUAUCUAAUGUGUGCUCCUGUCAGUGCAUGCGUUUUAUUAUCUGUGUGCUCCUGUCAAUGCAUGUGUAUUAUCCUCUAAUGUGUGCUCAUGUUAAUGCAUGUGUAUUAUUAUCUAAUGUGUGCUCCUGUCAGUGCAUGGGUUUUAUUAUUAAUGUGUGCUCCUGUCAAUGCAUGCGUAUUAUCAUCUAAUGUGUGCUCCUGUUAAUGCAUGUGUAUUAUUAUCUAAUGUGUGCUCCUGUCAGUGCAUGGGUUUUAUUAUUAAUGUGUGCUCCUGUCAAUGCAUGUGUAUUAUUAUCUAAUGUGUGCUCCUGUUAAUGCAUGCGUAUUAUCAUCUAAUGUGUGCUCCUGUCAGUGCAUGGGUUUUAUUAUUAAUGUGUGCUCCUGUCAAUGUAUGCAUUUUAUUAUCGAAUGUGUGCUCCUAUCAGUGCAUGCGUAUUAUUAUCUGUGUGCUCCUGUCAAUGCAUGCGUAUUAUUAUCUAAUGUGUGCUCCUGUUAAUGCAUGUGUAUUAUUAUCUAAUGUGUGCUCCUGUUAAUGCAUGCGUAUUAUCAUCUAAUGUGUGCUCCUGUUAAUGCAUGUGUAUUAUUAUCUAAUGUGUGCUCCUGUUAAUGCAUGCGUAUUAUCAUCUAAUGUGUGCUCCUGUCAGUGCAUGGGUUUUAUUAAUGUGUGCUCCUGUCAAUGCAUGCAUUUUAUUAUCGAAUGUGUGCUCCUGUCAAUGCAUUCAUUUUAAUAACUAUUUUGUUUAAAAAAAUAACUAUGUUUACUCCUGCCUUUAAUGGAUUAAUAUUUAUUAACAUGUCAGUCCAAUAUAAUGAAAGUAUUUUUUACAUUAUUAUUAUUGUCUUAAUACAAUGUAUUUGUUUACAGCCGCCCAGUCCGCUGUACUUGAUAAAACCAUUUCCUUGGUGAUGAAAAAUGAAAAUCCGACCAGCAAGGUAAAUGGAUUUGCAUGUAUUCUGAUAUUUUUUGUAAAUCUUUAUUUUUGUCUAGCAUAAGUGAACCCAGCAUCCUGCAUUGUCACAACACAUGCAGGAAUAUGCAGAAGACACAAUGAAACAUAUUACAUGUGGAUAUUAACCUUGAAAGAUAUCACUGUGCUUCAUUUCCAGGAGACAGCACGUUUUUGGUUUUUUUUGUUACGGUCCUAUGAGCUGUAAGCAAGUAUAUCUGUAUGCACUAUGUUAGUGUGGCAUUUAAACAUGAAGUUACUGCUAUUCAUAUCGGUAGUUAAGUUUGAGUUUCUUAUAAUGAGCAUGGAUUACUCAUAUGUGCUUAACAUGCCUACAGUAUACCGUGUGCAUGCAAGACAUAAUAGUAGCAUUAAAAUAAAAGUAAUUGAACACGUAAAGAGAAACAGUAAAGCUGCCCAAGUUUAUAUCCCACUUCGUAAGGCGUAGUGGCUGUGUAACAUAAGAGUGAUCACUGGACGUUUAGCUAGGAGAGCUUGAAAGGUGAACCACUGUGGCCCCUUGCAUUUUCAGUAGUGGGCAGACUGGGGAGGCCUGCUUAAGGUGCCCAGGGUAGCCAAGGAAGUGUGAAGACCAGGUAGCGUUAUGGCGGGCUCGGGCUAUUGUGACAGGCAGAUAUGUGUAAGGCCCUAUUAGGCCAUCUCUCUGGGAAAUUCCAUCAACGCAUAAGUCAUAUGAGUAGGGCAUGAGACAAAGGAUCAACUAAAAUUAAACUAAAAUUAGGACAUAAUGGGUAAGCACUGGCCCUUAUCAAACCAUGUGUGUCAAGUCCUGGAUCCAGAUGACAAAGUCAACUUUAGCCUACUGCGAAGCUCGGGAACUUGCGGGUGUAACUUGGAGUCAGUUCGCGGAGGGGGCUAUAUGUGGCAACCCUCCAGCCCCGGGCUGUGGGGAGGGCCUGUAUCGAUGUACUACGGACUUGGGUGCUCAUAGCUGAGUCCAAGUCCUUCCCCGGCGGGGUGCGGCAGGAUCGCUGAGAUGUUCACUGCCUGCGGCGUCAGAUCUUCUGCCUCCGUGGGUGAUGCAUAGGGGGAAUACCCCUGGUGGCUCUCGGCCCAGGCGGACUCAAUGCUGGAUGUGUAUACGCUUGGUGAGUAGUUUUGCCCAAGGGUGGCUCACGGACCCUUUCUCCGCCCGCUUUCCCGGCCUUGUGGUACUGCUGUGCUUCGGGUCUCUAGUUGCGCCCAGAAACAGGCAAAGAUUGCAUCCAGACGUUGUCCAACUUGCUCAACAUGCUGCGUCCGGAGCUCAGGAGCAGGAGGCCUGUCCACCAUUUUGAAAGAGGUAUCCUCGUAGCCUGUUCCCCAGCGGUGACUGCUGCGUGAGGUAAGCAGGAUGUGUGGAGCCGAGCAGUAGGGACCAGGAUAACACCUACCGGUCCAAGGGGGGGAACGGGGAGCACAAGUCAGGAGUCUCAGCAAUGGCUAAGGAACUAGGAGAGCAGCAGCCUCACCCUGGCUCAUGCAAGCGUAGGUGGCAAGCCUCUGACCGGACUGGCCAGAAUCGGGGAAGCUUAUGUGGGGUAUCAUCAUGUGCUGCAGUGUUCCCCGGUCUCGAUUAUUGCUGUUUGCCAUCUUUUAAACGCAAGUAGAAGGGAGCUCCUGCUGAGCACGUCUGGUCUGCUUAGCAGUCAGGCUCCAUCCCCCGGUAUUCUGACACCAAAUUAUCAUUGCUUAUCUCUGCAGUAAUAGAUUUCUGUCUGCAAGAUAUAAACCGACUCCAUUCAUUACCAUCAAUAAUUGUGCGUUAUAUUAUUUUCUCGUACAGUAUGAUGGCUACACUUCUUGCCCAUUGGUGACUGGUUAUAGUAAAGUGAUUCUAGCAGAAUUUGACUACAGUCAACAGCCUUUGGAAACGUUUCCCAUUGACCAAGGCAAAGAGAGAAGAUCCAUGUAUCACAUGAAAGCAGAUAUGAUGCCGUUUCUCUAUUGGAACCUUCUGCUCAAGUAAGUCAUCUUGCGUUAGCUGUGCUUAGCCAAUCAGACAUUGCUCAACACACAUCAAGAAAUGUUUCUUUCUUUAGGGUUUGUAUUUGCGAUCAUAGGUAUCACUGGUAGAAUAUGUUGGUAUAUCUCUGUUGGAGUAGCCUGCCCGAUCCACUUGUUGUUUGAAAGGUGGAACAGUGUGCAGAGGGUUGAAGAAUGAGAUAUGUACCCAUACUCUUUCUUAAAUUACUUCACUAUAUUCCCCAGAAUUAUACAAAGAUUAUUCUGCAGCAUUACCAGCAAGCCCUUUCACCCUAUCCGUGUCCUCUCCAUGUGUCAUGUGACUACAAGCUGCAAUCCCAGAAAAAUUAAGUCAGAUAAUUUUGCAAUUUAUUUAUUUAUAAAGAAACCUGGAUCAGGAAAAAAGAACUGGCAAAAAAAAAAGAUAUAAAAGGGAGAAUGAGGGGAGUUGAGAGAGCAGGCCUUCUGACAGUAACAAUGCAUCUUCAGAUGAAUGGAGCUCCUUAAAAUGUGGUGAUUUGAAGUGAUCAUGGUGGUAGGACUCUGUAUGUACAGCAUUGCACACAGAGAAAUCAGCAUUUUUUAAUCGGGGGCACGCUAUUCCGGACUUCCAAAUGCUGUCCCCCCCUCCCAAAACUAUUGGAGUAACCUUUUCACUGUUCAAAGUCUAGCCAAGGUGUGGAUUUCUGCGUUUAAUUGUAUUAAAUACGUAUUUGUUCAAUAUUGGGAUAAGUAAAUAUAAUAUUGAAUAGCCUGGGAAAUCACAAUUGCAUUUUAAGCAUCAGUAUUAUUGUACCAGCAGAAUGUCAGUUAUUGAAGUAUAUCAAUAAAUAUAUGGCUUGCCAUGAAAAUAAACCAUGUUCUACCUAAUGGUAAUAUAUGUAUUGCUACAUCCAGCUUGUGUAUUUAUUUAGUCAGUGAAAAUGUAUGAAUCAUUCUGGUAGUUUGACUUAAACCAUUCCUUUUUUUUAAAUUUAUUUUUACAGGGGAUAUUGGGGAGGACCUGCUCCCUACAGAAAACUGAUGCAUCUUGGGUUCAAGUAAUACCUUUUUAACAAGGAAGCAGACAUCUUCUCAACGCCCACUAUCUGUAAAGAAAGUAGCAGUUUGCCAAUCCAUACCUUUAGGAUAGAGAGUUCAGUUGUGCAUAUCCCUCAAUCAAGUAAUUUAUUAGAACAUGCUAUUGGGAUACCAUUGAGUUAUGAGGGAAGGGACAAAAAAAUCAAUUAAAGGGUUUCCAAGCUGGGUUCAAUCUGGGCAUGUGCAUACCCUCUUUAUAGGAUCCUACAUACAGUGUGUACUUUUGUCUCUCAGCUUUCACAGAAAACAACUAGUGGAAUGAACAGAACCCGCAAAUAAACCAUCGGAGAUUCACUUGUGGGGAUAUACUCAAAGAAGAAUAUUUGUUGCCCUUCUCGAACACUUUAGUGCCUUUCUGACGGUUUGGAAAUGUUCCUUAUAGUAUGUAGGGCAGGGUGUAACAUCUCUUUAAAAGUUAAACCUCAUUUACAUUUUUUUGGGGAAAUUGUGGCACCUGAAACAGAAUUCCAGCAUUAUAAAUGACAGAUUUUGUUGUUGAGCCGAUAUAAUCAUGUGCAUUUGUUACAAAUAAAGUUCUUAUUUUACCUUCAUAUUUCUGUUGUUACAAAAGAGAG
Pelobates cultripes (western spadefoot toad) is the source of this 32450-nucleotide messenger RNA. NCBI's taxonomy places the organism in Eukaryota, Metazoa, Chordata, Amphibia, Anura, Pelobatidae. The record is from the annotation of a GenBank genome assembly.